UAACGUAGGGUAACGUCACACCGAAGAGCGUGCAUAUCACGACAUGUUGAGACGUCCAUUUUAGACAAAGAAUGUACACUGUUUUUGUGACGUUUUUACAGAUUUUAUAACCAGGAGUUCCAGAACAGAAGUAAACGUAAUAUAUUGAAACAAAUGGCAGAGAUGGAACCUUUCAUAAAAACUGUUAUAUCUCCAAAAAGAGAACCAAAGAUGUUACCGAAAUUAUCUGAUGAAAAGAUACUUGAUGUGUCUUGUGGGAAUUUGAGAGGAAGGCUCCACAGAGAACUAUUUACAUGUCCAGGGAUACACAGAGAGUGUAUAGAGCUUGAAGAUCAAACAUUUGUCACUCCCAAAAAAUUCAUGUACAUGGGAGAGAAAGCCAGAUUAAAGGACUGGAAGAAUGCAGUUAGGAUUAAUGGCAUCCAAGUCAGGAAACAUAUAGAUGCAGGACAGUUGACAUUUUGGAAUCAUGAAAAGAUGUGCACUGGAAGAUGUCAGGCCAGAACGGCUACACGGCCUGAUUCUGUAGUAUACAACAUCCCUCAACCCACCAGUUACCAAACCCCAGUAACCCUGCUCACCACAACAGCAGAAAACGGAACCAUGAAAAUACAGAGUGUGGCUAGUGGUGAGAGAGUUCCAUGGGAUGAGGAUAUUUCAGAGGAACAAGAGGAUAUCAAACCGGAUCUGGCUCAACUUCAACUCCAGAUGAUAGAGAAUAUGAACCAGGCUCAGAGAAAGAUCCAGUCUACACUCAGCCUUAAGACUCCAGUCACCUAUCCAGAUAUCCAGGGGGAAACCACUGAUGAGGAUGGUGAUCAAUUAGAGGAUAGGACCCUCUGGAAGGGAAUCGUGGAGUUGGGAUUAGUUGAUGAAUUUUUCCGAGAAAUUAAGGCAUCUUUGGAUGUCCUCAAAAACAGAAUGGUCAGACGAAUGGUUCCUCUAGAAGAUACCAGAGUGAUCUCCGUGAUUGUGAAACAGCUGGGGCUGAUGUCAAAAAUGAAGUACAAACUAGAAGCUCACCAGAUUGACAUGGAAAAACAGAGAAUUCGACUAGAUAGAGAAAUGGAGGAUUUGCAAAAGAAGGUUAGAGAGUAUGAGCAGAAGAAAGAGGUACUGAAGCGUAAAAGUGAAUGUUUCACACAGCUGUUGGAUAUGACAAACAAAGAGUCCUUGCCUGAGACCAAGAGGAGUAGGUGUGACGAGACAGCUUCACCUGUUCAACUCAUUUUUGCCAAUGCUGGUUCAGCGUCCAACUCUGAUUUUGAAGAAGGAUACAAUGAAGAUGAAAGCAUAUCCAUGGAAAAUUGUGACAACUCCACAGAAAUGUGUGUGAUGAAAAGUAUCAAUGGUGACAACAGCACACAAGUGAGAGUCAUUAAAAAUGUCACAAACAACGGAAUGUGUAUUGAAUUUGAGAAUGAAAGUCAUGAUGUAAAUGAAGAUGAGAAUGACACUAGUGAAAGUGACAAGCAUUCAAAGGUGCCCAUCAAAGCUGAUGUGAAGCAAGCAACUAAGCGUGAUUCCAAAGCAGUGAAAGGUGGGGAACACGUGAGGAAAACUGCUCGUCCAAGAAGGAGCACUCAGAACAAAGAAUACGUGUCUUCAGAAGCCAUCUCUGAUUGAGGCUGUGAAAUCCAUCACUUACAUUUACCUUGUAUGUUUAAAUUCUGAUACUUUUUGAAAUGUUUCAAUAAGCAAACUUUGCUGAAUAAUUCCAUUUAUGCAAUAUUAUAUACUUGUAUAUAUAAAGUGUGUACAGUGUUCUUUUUACAAAAUUAUUCAUAUAUCAAAUGUAAACUCAUAAAUGAAAUCAUCGUUAGAUCUCAUGCUGUAGGAUUUUUCUUUCUUUUCCAUUUUUUCUUAUUCCAUAUUUACUUGUUUAUAAAUUUAUAAAUCAUGCUCAAAUUUCUCUGUUGAGAAAAUACUGCCUAGCAAAAUUCAAGUGCAAGUAAAUGGGUUAAUAGUU
Saccostrea echinata is the source of this 1969-nucleotide messenger RNA. Its product is annotated as glucocorticoid modulatory element-binding protein 2-like. The record is from RefSeq and is a predicted model, not a curated record. Gene Ontology annotation, biological process: positive regulation of transcription by RNA polymerase II. The coding region runs from base 154 to 1626 and encodes 490 amino acids. Gene Ontology annotation, molecular function: DNA-binding transcription activator activity, RNA polymerase II-specific; RNA polymerase II cis-regulatory region sequence-specific DNA binding. The transcript has 9 exons. NCBI's taxonomy places the organism in Eukaryota, Metazoa, Mollusca, Bivalvia, Ostreida, Ostreidae.